AUGAUGUUUGACCUAUGUGGGGACAAUGGUGAUUCAGUGAUAAAAUUCUUGCCUUCCAGGCAGGAGAUCUGUGGUAACUUCCUGCUCAAUGCACUUUAUGCUCAGCCUCUGCCCAUUGCUCCGCAUUGGAAUGAAACUGCAGAAAAAAAUUCAGGAGACCUGGCAGAUGAAGACCAUCCGCUGCAACAGAACAGCAGCAGUAAUAUCAGCCACAGCAAUGCGAUGCAGAAAGAAAUCACGCUACCAUCAAGACUCAUAUAUUACAUCAACCAAGACUCUGAAAGCCCCUACCAUGUUCUUGACACAAAGGCAAGACACCAGCAAAAACAUCGCAAGGCCAUCCACCUGGCCCAGGCAAGCUUCCAGAUUGAAGCCUUCGGCUCCAAAUUCAUUCUUGACCUCACACUGAACAACGGCCUGCUGUCUUCUGAUUAUGUGGAGAUUCACUAUGAAAAUGGAAAACCACAGUUCUCUAAGGGUGGAGAGCACUGUUACUACCACGGGAGCAUCCGAGGCAUCGAGGACUCCAGGGCGGCUCUCUCCACCUGCGAUGGACUUCAUGGCAUGUUUGAGGACGAUACCUUUGUGUACACGAUAGAACCGCUGGAGCUACUUCACAGUGAGAAGAGCACAGGUCGACCACAUAUCAUCCAGAAAAGUGUGGAGCAGGGUGACCAGUGGCCCUUUUUAUCUGAACUGCAGUGGCUGAAAAGGCGAAGGAAGAGAGCGCCAUCUCGUGGUGUCUUUGAAGAAAUGAAAUACCUAGAACUUAUGAUUGUUAAUGAUCACAAAACGUACAAGAAGUAUCGCUCUUCUCAUGCCCAUACCAACAAUUUUGCUAAGUCUGUGGUCAACCUCGUGGAUUCUAUUUACAAGGAGCAGCUCAAUACCAGGGUUGUCUUGGUGGCCGUGGAGACCUGGACUGAGAAGGAUCACAUCGACAUCACCACCAACCCAGUGCAGAUGCUCCACGAGUUCUCCAAGUACCGGCAGCGCAUCAAGCAGCACGCAGACGCUGUGCACCUCAUCUCGCGUGUGACCUUCCACUAUAAGAGAAGCAGUCUGAGCUACUUUGGAGGUGUCUGUUCUCGCACCCGAGGAGUUGGUGUGAAUGAGUAUGGUCUUCCAAUGGCAGUGGCACAAGUAUUGUCGCAGAGCCUCGCUCAGAACCUGGGAAUCCAAUGGGAGCCUUCCAGCAGAAAGCCGAAAUGUGACUGCAUAGAAUCCUGGGGCGGCUGCAUCAUGGAGGAGACCGGCCCUGACCUCAAAAUUGGUAUUUUUGCUCCCCCUCAGCACAAAAGGAUCCUUAUUUUUGAAGGCAUCCUAACGAGACCUGAGAGAAUGUAUUACUCGGGGAAUUUGUCGCUGUUUGAACCCACCGAGUGUGGAAAUGGAUAUGUAGAACCCGGGGAAGAGUGCGAUUGUGGUUUCCAUGUGGAAUGCUAUGCCCUGUGCUGUAAGAAGUGCUCCCUGUCCAAUGGCGCCCACUGCAGCGACGGGCCCUGCUGUAACCACACCUCGUGCCUUUUUCAGCCUCGAGGAUAUGACUGCCGGGAUGCCGUGAAUGGCUGUGACAUCACCGAGUACUGCACUGGGGACUCUGGCCAGUGCCCACCAAAUCUUCAUAAGCAAGAUGGAUACGCAUGCAAUCAAAAUCAGGGCCGCUGCUACAACGGGGAGUGCAGGAGCCGGGACAACCAGUGCCAGUACAUCUGGGGAACAAAGGCUGCAGGGUCUGAUAAGUUCUGUUACGAAAAGUUGAACACAGAAGGCACCGAGAAGGGAAACUGCGGGAAGGAUGGAGACCGCUGGAUCCAGUGCAGCAAACAUGACGUGUUCUGUGGAUUUCUACUCUGUACCAAUCUUACUCGAGCACCACGGAUUGGUCAACUUCAGGGGGAGAUCAUUCCCACUUCCUUCUACCAUCAAGGCCGAGUGAUUGACUGCAGUGGUGCUCAUGUGGUUUUAGAUGAUGACACAGAUGUGGGCUAUGUAGAAGAUGGAACCCCAUGUGGCCCAGCUAUGAUGUGUUUAGAUCGGAAGUGCCUACAGAUUCAGGCCCUGAAUAUGAGCAGUUGCCCACUUGAUUCCAAGGGCAAAGUCUGCUCAGGCCAUGGGGUGUGCAGUAAUGAAGCGACCUGUAUCUGCGAUUUCACCUGGGCAGGAACAGACUGCAGCAUCCGAGAUCCGGUUAGGAACCUUCACCCACCCAAGGACGAAGGACCCAAGGGUCCUAGUGCCACCAAUCUCAUAAUAGGCUCCAUCGCCGGUGCCAUCCUGGUAGCCGCCAUUGUCCUUGGGGGCACGGGCUGGGGAUUUAAAAAUGUCAAGAAGAGGAGGUUCGAUCCUAGCCAGCAAGGCCCCAUCUGAGUCAGCUGCCCUGGAUGAUGUUCACCUUGUACUGGUGGAUUCUGGGUGUGGCGUACUUCGAGCAACGUUGCCGGAACUCGUGUGUCUGGAAACA
Echinops telfairi (small Madagascar hedgehog) is the source of this 2464-nucleotide messenger RNA. It is a transcript of the gene ADAM23, whose product is annotated as ADAM metallopeptidase domain 23. NCBI's taxonomy places the organism in Eukaryota, Metazoa, Chordata, Mammalia, Afrosoricida, Tenrecidae. Gene Ontology annotation, biological process: proteolysis. Gene Ontology annotation, cellular component: presynaptic membrane. Gene Ontology annotation, molecular function: metalloendopeptidase activity. The record is from RefSeq and is a predicted model, not a curated record. Bases 1 to 2370 code for a protein of 789 amino acids. The transcript is spliced from 26 exons.